Rhodotorula toruloides NP11 is the source of this 351-nucleotide messenger RNA. RefSeq lists its product as uncharacterized. Bases 1 to 351 code for a protein of 116 amino acids. The record is from RefSeq and is a predicted model, not a curated record. The transcript is spliced from 2 exons. NCBI's taxonomy places the organism in Eukaryota, Fungi, Basidiomycota, Microbotryomycetes, Sporidiobolales, Sporidiobolaceae.
AUGUUCGCCACGCGCAGCUCGCGGAGGUUCUACGCCGUCGCCAUCACCCUCACCGUCCCAUCCUGCGUAGCGAUAGGCUACUACCUGCGCGACACGACCGACUCCUCCAACGCACUCAUCUCGGCCUCGCCAACACUCACCGCGACCGGUCCCCCGACUGAACCUGUCCGUCUCAAGCCGGGCGAACGCGCGCAGUUGGUCAAGGAACGGUUUGCGGUCGAGGAGAGGCUGGGAAAGCUGAGAGGGAAGGAGAGGGAGUUGGAUGCGGAGAUGGACGAGCUGGCGAGGCGGCUCGAGAGGGUCAAGGAGAGGGAGAGGGAGAAGGAGAUGGGAGCGACGGAGGGACGAUAG